Molecule: messenger RNA, 783 nt
Organism: Macroventuria anomochaeta
Lineage: Eukaryota; Fungi; Ascomycota; Dothideomycetes; Pleosporales; Didymellaceae
Exons: 2
Coding region: 163-720 (185 amino acids)
Biological process (GO): mitochondrial respiratory chain complex IV assembly
Cellular component (GO): mitochondrial inner membrane; mitochondrion
Source: RefSeq, a predicted model, not a curated record
CACCACCGAGCUCAGCUCACCACCAUCGCUCCAAGCUAGCCCGCCAGUCCAGCCCGCCAGUCCAGGGCCUCACUUCGCACCCACGCGGCUACCUCCACGAGCGAAACAACGCAGAUCGCCUCCCACAAACCUGUCCUCCAUCCCAUCCCACAUCAGCCCACCAUGGCAGACGACACACGGCCGGAGUCCGGCGUACAGACAACGCAAAUCGAGAACCUGCCCCCACGGCCCCGCGCGCCCGCGAACAGCAUGCCCGGCGGCACAGCGCACACCGCAGGCGGAGAGAAGAUGGACAGCGACGGGCCCUCAUACAUCGAUGCAGUCCGUACCCUGGGACCAGAGUACUAUCUGAACUUCCACAAGCGGCCCUGCGUACGAGACUCGCAAUUGCAAGGCCUAGCCGCCGGUUUUGCAGGCGGCAGUAUCGCAGCAAUCGUCGGAAAGCCCAUCCUAACAGCCUCCAACUGGGCCGUCGCAACCUGGUGCGGCGUCAGCGUCGUCUCCUACCAGGUGUGCCAGUACUACCGGUCGAAGGAAAAGGCGGGCAUCAAGCAGGCGCAGGACCUGAUGGAGAAGAAGCGCGCGAACAUCGAGGCCAAGAAGGAAGCACGGAGACGUCAGAGAGAGGAGUUUGAGAGGCAGGAGGAGCUUCGGCGGAAGGAGGAGGAGAGGAGAAAGAGCUGGGGGCAUUGGUACGAGAAGAACGUUAAGUUUUGGUGAAGACGCAAGUGGGGUCACGAUCUGUUUGGCAAUCUGCGAGGAGAAGACGUGCGCAUGGAGCCC